AUUGCGUCAUCGCGUACCGGGAACGCUGACGUGUAAUCGCGGAAGUGAGCCUGGUGCCUUCGUUUUGUCCACUUGGUGACAGUUCAUAAUGGAAAGAUUUGCAGUUUUACACUGAAUUGCCACGCAAAUAGGAGUCGGACCUGACUGGACAGCAGACGUCACGUGGGUUUCAGGCACCACAGCAAAGGCAGCCAUGAGUCGACGGAAGAUUGGAGACUUGUACAGAGCCCCCUUCCCCCUGUACACGGUUCAUUUUCAUCAAGAAACGGGAUUGAUUGUUACAGCUGGUGGGGGUGGCGCCUCUAAGACCGGUAUUAAGAAUGGAGUGCACUUUCUCAGCCUGCAGCUGGUUGAGGGGAAGCAUAGUGCCACAUUGCUGCACUCCCAUGACACAGAAACACGUGCCACCAUGAACAUGGCUGUUGGAGGCAAUGUUAUGGCUGCUGGACAGGAUGGUUGCUGCUGCCUGAUGCGCUUUCAGCAGCUCUCACCCAAGGAGCUUCGCAAGGAUAACACCAAGCGGGGUGCUAGUGGUGAUAUUGAUGGCCCCAGGCGGCGAGAUGGUCAUCGGGGCAUUGGGGGAGGCAGUAGACUGGAGACCAGGAAUGAGAGUUCCCAAGUGAAGGUGGAGGUGCUGGGUGAGGUGUGCUCUGACCUGAGCCCCACUGAUGCACUACAGAAAUGUGUCAGGUUCAGCCCGGAGUGCAACCUCCUGCUGACUGGGGGUGCCGAUGGCCACGUCCGUGUAUGGGAGUAUCCUUCUUUGAAGAAGAAACUGGAUUUCAAAGCUCAUGAAGGAGAGAUUCAAGAUUUAGACAUUAGUUCAGACAAAAAGGUUGUGACAGUGGGGCGUGAUUUUGCAUGCUGUGUCUGGAGUGAUGACCAGCUGGCCAUGGGUCUGCGCUGGCAAGACAGCCUGCCUCACAUCGCUGAAAAGACGUAUCGCUACCAGGCCUGCAGGUUUGGAAAGGUAGAGGACCUGCCAGGUGUUCUUAGACUCUACACUGUUCAGGUGCCCCACAAAAGAGAUCGCAAACCCCCCACUUGCUAUAUCACCAAAUGGGACGGGCAAAACUUUUUGCCCCUCCUCACUAAACCUUGUGGUAAAGAAGUCAUCUCCUGUCUUGAGAUUAGUGACUCUGGGACAUUCCUGGGUUUGGGGACAGUAACCGGAUCAGUGGCCAUAUUUAUUGCUUUCUCACUACAGAGGCUGUAUUACGUACAGGAAGCUCACGGUAUCGUGGUGACGGACUUAGCCUUCCUCCCAGAAGUGGUGCAGGGCAAGAAUUUCCUGGGAGACAAUGAAGUAGCUAUGCUAAGUGUGGCGGUAGACAGCCGCUGUCAGAUGCACAUCAUUCCAAAUCGCAGGUCCUUUCCUAUAUGGCUGGUGCUGCUACUGUGUGGCCUCCUCAUCGUGGCUGUGGUCUUCCUCCUGCAGCAGGUCUUCCCAGGGUUCAUUUAGCCUGAGUGGGCUCCACAUCCAGUGCAUCCAGGACCCAAGGAUGCUGCCUCUUCAUGGAUGAUGCUUGAGCAACAACAUGCAAUUAUUUAAAGUAAUCCUAUAAAUCAGAAUAAUGGAAGGUAGUUAUAGAAAUAGCAGGAUUCUCACUUUUUGAUACAGGUCUUUGUUCACCACUAGAAUUAUAAGCGAUUGCUGUUAAGCAGUGAGCCCAAUGGAGACAGUGAGCAGGGUCACCAGAGGGUGGUGCUGGAGAGACCUAGAGCAAGUUCACAUCUGCUUUCUUGUACAGAUGUCCCAUAGAUGAGCUGGAGAGCAAUCUUUCCUCUUUUCUAUACUUGUGCUUAACCUUCCCCCCCCCCCCCCAAACUGAUGUUGCAUAUAUCACAGGUGUGUUUGUUUAAAAAAAUGUGCAGUAUGUUUGUCUGGGGUUUGUAAUUGAAAGUAUUAUACAUUUUAUUUUGACUGUGUCUCCUCUGUGCUUUGAUGCUGUAGUGUUCUCCCUGGGUGUUUCCUGGGUCACACACCAAGUGCUCUUAAUGUAUUAAAGCAAACUUAUUUUAAAGCUUGCAUUUGUAGCAUGGACACCGGCUUUUCCUUAGUAUUGUAUGAUCUAAAUUCAGAAUUCAUAAAUAUGAAAUAUAAACAUACGGUAUCAUUAAUGAGACAUACCAGCAAAAUCCCAUCAUUUUGUUGCAUGACAUUUUGCACCACUGUCUGCCACUGAGCUAAAAAGCUAAUAGAUUGUGUCACCUCGCUUCUGUGUUGCUUUGGACAAAAGCAGCUGCUGAAUAUAUAAAAUGUAAAUGUUUGAAUGCCACACAUGAGCAUCCUAUAAAACUUCAGAAAUGAA
Messenger RNA from Brienomyrus brachyistius, 2312 nucleotides. RefSeq names its product prolactin regulatory element-binding protein-like. The record is from RefSeq and is a predicted model, not a curated record. Gene Ontology annotation, cellular component: endoplasmic reticulum membrane. The coding region runs from base 194 to 1462 and encodes 422 amino acids. The transcript is spliced from 10 exons. Gene Ontology annotation, molecular function: GTPase activator activity; protein binding; guanyl-nucleotide exchange factor activity. NCBI's taxonomy places the organism in Eukaryota, Metazoa, Chordata, Actinopteri, Osteoglossiformes, Mormyridae. Gene Ontology annotation, biological process: protein secretion.